AUGUGGGUGGCCUAUAGCUCAGGGAGCAAUGAAAACAGUCAUUUAUUACAUAUAGUUAAAUAUCUUUUCCAGGUUGAAGAUCUUAUCCAUAAAUAUAAUGGCCAGGGGAAGUCAGUGGCAGGUAUUGUAGUUGAGCCCAUACAGGCUGAGGGCGGAGAUAAUCAUGCCUCACCAGAAUUCUUCCAGGAACUGCAACAAAUUGCAAAAAGGACUGGUGCAGCUUUUCUUCUUGAUGAGGUUCAGACUGGUUGUGGUCCAACAGGCAAGUUCUGGUGCCAUGAACAUUUUAACUUGCCAGAAGCUCCAGAUAUUGUUACAUUUAGCAAGAAGAUGUUGACAGGUGGCUUUUUCUGCAAAAAGGAAUUCAGGCCACUCCAGGGAUAUCGAAUCUACAAUACUUGGAUGGGCGAUUCCUCCAAGAUUAUCACAUUAGAGGAAGUUAUCCGAGUUAUCAACCGUGACAAACUUUUGGAAAAUGUUAGAGAAACAGGAGAAAUUCUCUUUAAGGGUAUACAAGAACUGGAACAGCAAUUCCCACAGCAUAUCAAUUCAGUUCGUGGACGAGGAACUUUCAUUGCAUUUAAUGGAACAGAUGCAACCAAACGGGAUGCUAUUAUUGGUAAACUCAAGCUAUUGGGUAUACACGUUGGAGGUUGUGGGGAGAAGGCUGUGCGUAUGCGUCCGGCUCUUAUCUUUCAACCUCACCAUGCUCACAUCUUCCUUGACAAGCUGCAGACUGCUCUUUCUGGGAUGUAAACACAUUUUGUAUACAUAUACUGUACUGUAUUUAAAAUGUGGAGAACUUGAUUUUAAGCAGUGUCCAUAUAGAUAAGUAAUUUACAGAAUAUUAGACAUUUAAUUAUUAUUUUUAUAUAUAGUGUUGCCUUUUUUUGUAAACAUAUAUAUAUAUAUAUAUAUUAUAUAUAUAUAUAUAUAUAUAUAUAUAUAUAUAUAAUAUUAUAUGUAAUAUACACACUACUGUAUAUAAUGGUCAGAGCAUUAUCUAAACAUGAACUUAUUUUGCUUAUUACAAAUAUUUUUUUUCAUUUUCCCAUAGUCUUUAGUUUGUCUUGCUGUCUAACAUUGCAUUUCUCAUACUAGUUUAAUGGCAACAUACAUAGUGUGGGCAUGCACUCACACAUGCAUGUACACACACACAUUCAUGUGUGCACACAUGCAUUCACACAUUAUUAGGUGAAUAUAUGCAUAUGCACACACUCCUAGAAUAAUAAUUUUAUCAUUUUUCUUUAACUUUAAAAAUUAUUUCAAUUAUUUUGGUAAUUACAGUAAAUUUUUCACAUUUAGUCUACAUAAAAAUUAAUACCUGAGGUUAUAAAUAAUCUCAUGUGUGGUCACAAAAGUACAGUAUGGUGACUUUGGGUACAUUCUCCACUUCAUUAGUGCAUUCUCAAGUUGUCUAAAAUUGAAUUAUAUCAUCAUCAAAGAAAGCGCUAAACUGACAAAGGGUCAUACAGCACUGAUAACCAUGUAUAAUAAUCUGAUAACCACUAGUGACAUACUGUACCGCUGGGGUGGGAAUACCUGACUAGAACAAUGAAAAGGAACCUUUGUGUGUAAACAAUUUACAAUGGUCCCUCGUUUAUCGUUGUUAAUCCAUUUCUGGAAGUGUGACGAUUAUCGAAAUAGACGAUUUUCGAAUCAAUUUUCCCCAUAAGAAAUAAUGUAAAUACAAUUAAUCCGUUCCUGGCACCCAGAAGUAUUAAAAAAAAAAAAAUUUUACAUGAAAUAUAGAUGUAGUACAUAAUACAGUGGGACAUGAUGAAUGAAACAUUAACAGCAUAACACUUACCUUUAUUGGCAAUUCUUCUUAGUGUAUGGAAGACUGGAGGAGGAGAGAGAUUGAAUUAGUUACUGUUUGGAAGGGGAAUCCCCUUCCAUCACCUCAGGUACCAAGUCCUUUUCUGGGGUUACAUACUUCUGUUUCUUAAUGCCACUAGGACCAGCUUGAAAGUCACUGGAGUCCUGUCUCACAAAAAAAAAAAAAGUGUCCAGAGAGCUGUUUCUGGCAUCUCUUUAAAACUUCCCUAAAAUGUGCCAAGGCUCUGUCACUGUACAAGUUGCCGAUAUGGCUUGCAACAUCCUUCUCAGGGUGACAUUUCUCCAUAAAUCUUUCCAUCCUACCCCACAUUUCAAAAAUCUUCAUUUCUGAAGAAGGCACCUUUCAUCUCUCUUCCUCCUCCUCUGCAGCAAGAUUCUGAGCUGCGAUCUGUUGCUGUUCCUGCUGAAGCUCUUGCAGCUCCUCCGUAUUUAGAUCUUCAUUGUGGUCCUCCACCAACUCUUCCACCACCUCCAAUUAUUAUUAUAAUCAAAAAGAAGCGCUAAGCCACAAGGGCUAUACAGCGCUGCACCACCUCCAAACUCUCAUCCAACCCCAUGGAACUCCCCAAUGCCACAAUAGAUUUCACAACUGACGUAGGCUCAUCAGGGUCAGCCACAAACCCUUCAAAAUCCCUUUUGUGGACACAAUCUGGCCACAAUUUUCUCCAAGCAACAACAGCUUCCUUGAUUUCCUUUUUCUUUGCCACGAUGGAAGAUAUGGUUGUAUGGGGUUUGUUAUACAUCCUGGCCAGUUCGGCCACACGUACGCCACUUUCAUAUUGUUCAAUGAUGUUUUUCUUAAAUUCAAUCGUAUUUCUCACCUUUACCAAAGGCUUGGCACUAGGAGCUCUCUUUGGAGCCAUGGUAGCUUAUUUAGCACUUGCAAGCACUAAAAUGAAUGGAAAUAUUAUGAAAUAUUUCGUAUGAACAAGUGAGGGGACCGUCGCUCACUGGUAAACAAUGGCACAUUGGCUGGGAAGGGAGCCCGAGGUGGCUCAGAGCUGUGAGUACACAUCCAGGACGAAUGACGAUUAACGAGUCAACUGACCAUUUGCGAGCCAAUGUUUGGACGAAAAUAAUGCGACGAUUUCCGAAAAGGACGACUAUCGAGCCCAACAAUUAUCGAGGGACCACUGUAUAUGGCAAAACACGACACUGUAGGCUCUUUUCAUAUACUAUCAAGUGCCAUCUGUCUUUCAUUUCUAGGCAUUUCAGUACUUUAGAAGCAUUGUACAGUACUUUAUGUCCAAAGAAAAUUUGCAACUAAUUUGCCUUGUAGUAUUUUUGCUCUAUUUUCCUUUCUCUGAUGGUUCAGUUAUGAAAAUAACAUGUUUAAGAGUGAGCAGCUUAGGUAUGAAGCUUCAUUCUCACUUGUAAACUUGCAAGAAGGCAUCAUGCAAUGAAAGUGAGGCAGUUCUCACAUCUCGUAUGAAUAAAAAGAUAUAGUAGGUCUAAAUUGUAACAGGUAAUGUUUAGAGUGAACUGGGGAAUAAUACUGAUGUAUAGAAUAAUAAUUUUAAUUGUUUUUAAGCUUAGCAGUAUGUUAUAUUCAAAGAAAUUAUAGUACGUAGAGUACCUAUUUUAUCAUAAUUUCAUUUAUUGGGGAGCUGUAAACCUGUAGAGGUCACUCAGUGCCUGGGGAAAUAGAAGGCAUUCAGACUUGAUUCAAGGAAUUAGAGGACAGGUUCAGUUCCUUGUAUCAAGAGCCCUUCACCAGCAUCAAUUAUUAUUAUUAUUAUAAUCAAAAAGAAGCGCUAAGCCACAAGGACUAUACAGCCACCAGCAUCAAGGAACCUCCCUUGAAGGGUACUCUUGUUUAACAUACUUUUAUAAUGUGAAGAGCAACAGUGGUGUUUGCCAUUCAUUUACUUCAGUGAUGCUUUUCCUAAUGUUAAGUCUUAUAAUCUUUAUUAUUGAUUUGGUGAUUUUUUCUUAGUAUUUGCCAGACUUUGUUUCAUAUUUGUAAAACUGAUUCAUAAUUAAUUUGGUUGAUGUAAUACACAUGCAGUAUCUUCUUCCAUUAAUAAGAACAGUAUUAAUUGAUA
Cherax quadricarinatus is the source of this 3884-nucleotide messenger RNA. The record is from RefSeq and is a predicted model, not a curated record. NCBI's taxonomy places the organism in Eukaryota, Metazoa, Arthropoda, Malacostraca, Decapoda, Parastacidae.